Molecule: messenger RNA, 438 nt
Organism: Penicillium samsonianum
Lineage: Eukaryota; Fungi; Ascomycota; Eurotiomycetes; Eurotiales; Aspergillaceae
Product: CVNH domain-containing protein
Exons: 2
Coding region: 22-354 (110 amino acids)
Source: RefSeq, a predicted model, not a curated record
UUAACAAUAAUCAUAUUAACCAUGUCUUUCCACCACAGUGCAUGUGAUAUCCAUCUAAGAGGCGAGCCCGGUUGCACUUUUUUGGCUGCGAUUUGCAACAACGAGGAGGGUAGUGGUCUUUCCGACAAUAUCACUCUUGAUAAAUGUCUAGGAAAUGACAAUGGCCAUUUCAGGUGGGGUGGGAGAAAUUUCAGCCGCGAUGCACGGAAUAUCACCCUUGUAGCCCAGGGACCAGAUAAAAAUCCUGUGCUCCAUUCUGAUCUCCGGAACUCUUCUGGUGAUUAUGUUCCCAGCGAAAUUGAUCUGGCUACACACAUAGCCAAUAUCGACGGCCAGCUUGUUUACUUAUGCUAAAUGUCCGCCUCAGAAUGGGAAAUUAUCAUGAUGAGUUAGCUACCGAUCCCAUGUCAUAUCCUUUAUAUCAUCAAUAGUCAAUCA